CUGCUAUCAUCCGUUUUCAGUUGCAAUUUUUGGCUAGAUAUCAGCUCCAUAUUUCCGUUUGAUUUCAUACUUAUCUAUCGUGGCGACAUCUCGCUAGUACGCCUAAACCGUCUACUCAAGUCAUACCGUUUCAUCUACUUCAUUGAUCGAACCGAAAUGCGCACAAAUUGGCCAAAUGCAUUCCGAAUUUUCAUACUUAUUGUCACAUGCAUUGUAUUAUUUCACUGGAAUGCCUGCGCCUAUUUCCUGAUCAGUGUAAUCAGCGGCAUUGACGGUGCGCCUUGUCAACAUGAAAUCUGGAAACCUGUAUUAAAAUGUUACAAAAAGAAAGUUGAAACCCGGUUCACAUGUACUCUCUAUGAGAAUCGGAUGCACUCCGGAGCAUCACCCACUUUCGGGAUGUGA
This is a messenger RNA of Gongylonema pulchrum, 405 nucleotides long. Lineage: Eukaryota; Metazoa; Nematoda; Chromadorea; Rhabditida; Gongylonematidae. The record is from the annotation of a GenBank genome assembly.